This is a messenger RNA of Theileria equi strain WA, 1608 nucleotides long. RefSeq lists its product as hypothetical. The record is from RefSeq and is a predicted model, not a curated record. Gene Ontology annotation, cellular component: U1 snRNP; U2-type prespliceosome. Lineage: Eukaryota; Apicomplexa; Aconoidasida; Piroplasmida; Theileriidae. Gene Ontology annotation, biological process: mRNA cis splicing, via spliceosome. The transcript has 5 exons. Gene Ontology annotation, molecular function: RNA binding; protein binding. Bases 1 to 1608 code for a protein of 535 amino acids.
AUGCGCAUGAUGAACAACCAAAGUGGCGUCUGGACUGAACAUUUUUCAAAGGACGGAAGACGCUACUAUUAUAAUCAACAGACAAAGAAAUCGCAAUGGGAAAAACCAGACGAGCUCAAGACCGAACAGGAACUCGAAAUAGAAGUAAAGACACAUUGGAAACCAUACUCCUCCGCAGAUGGCAAGGUAUUCUACUACAAUACUGAAACUCAUGAAAGUGUCUGGGAAGUACCAGAGCAGGUCAAAAACCUCUUGGCUGAAAAGGGAAGUUCGACCGGAAAUGUCCAAGAGAAUCUCAAGGGUGCCUUUAUGUCAUGGCUAGAAAAGUUUAAUUUUACUCAGAAAACAACCUGGGAAGCUGCUGUAAAACUGCUAGAGGCAGAUGAAAGGUGGCCAAUGUUUUCAACUCUAACUCGUGGCGAAAAGAAGCAGCUCUUUUCGGAGUUUUCGAGUCAAAUCCAUCGCAGAAAACAAGAAGAAAUGAGAAAGAAGAAAGCCAUGGUGCAUGAAAUAAUAUUCAAAGAACUAUCAGAGUGGCCAGAGCUUUCGUAUCACACAACAUAUGUUGAUUUCGCAAAAAAUUUUAACAAACGUGAAUGGUGGGAAUGGGCUGAUGAAAAGACCAGAGAUUCCAUAUUCCAGGACUAUAUUGAAAGAGAAGAAAAAGAACUUAAGAAAAAGGCAAAGGAGAAAAAAGUUAAAUCAAUGGACAAGCUUCUAGACAUCCUGCAUUUGAGGUAUAAAAACGAAUUGCUUACCUGGGAUACCGUAAAGGUGGAAUACGCCAACUUUGAAGGAUUGCACGAAAUUGAUAUUUUGAACUGUCAUAAGUAUGUGUUUCGGGAAACUUAUCACGAAAAGUAUGCUGAUGCUGAAAAACGGACUUACAGACUCCAAAGAAAGAUUAGGGAAAGAUUCAUCACCUUUUUAGAGGAAUGUGUAAAAAAAGGAGAAAUUGAUAAAAAUACAGAAUUUCCUGAAUUUAUAAAGAAGCAUGCAACAGAAGCUAUCUAUGUUGAUCUAGUUGGACAACCUGGAUCAACUCCCCUCGACCUCUUUAUGGAAGUAAAAUUAGCUUUGAUGCUCGGAAAGACGAAGAUCUUGGCAGUAUUGUGGACUGUAUGCUUAGUAAGAUUGUCUCAUGGAAAAUAUAGUCAAAAGAAGUGGGAACAUAACGAUGAAGAACGUCUAAGAGCAAUCCUAAAGGAACUAAAAAAUGCCCCUAAAUCAAAUGAAUCUAAGGAAGUCUCUACAGAAACCCUUCAGGAUACUUCGAGGGAUAAUGUGGCUAAUCUAAACCAGUCUGAUUCUCAACAAGAUCUAAAAUCAGAGGUUUACACCUCCAUAUUCAAUGUAGAAGAGGCAAAUGAAGAUGCUGUUAAGGUUCUUAAACUCCUGACUAGGGACGGAGCUGUUGCCAAGAGGGUGAAGUAUGAUGGAAAGGACAUAUGGUCUGCCAGGGCUAUAAUGGGUUCUCCUUGCUCUUUGGCAGUACUGUAUAUGGAUGGAGAUAAGCCUGUCUUUGCCGUUAUAAAUACAAAAGGUUUCUUUAGUGGCGAAUCCACGAUAUAUAAGUACUAUGAUGGUAAUCAGUGGAAGGCAAAGUAG